UUCUCAGUUUAAUGCCCACAUUUACGACACCUAGACCUCCUUUCUGCUCUGGUCUUAUCAUCGUAAGUCACACCCUCGUGCUCACAUCCUCAUCUCUCAUUUUAUACACUACAGUUACAGUUCUGAAUAAAGGAAAUCACAGGGUUUGAUGAUGGAGAAAGAAUCCAAUCCACCUCCAUAUUCCGGUCCUCAGGUGACUCAAACGGGCAUUAACUUACCCGGACACCAGGGAGCUUACAUGGCUCAAACAGAUCCGUCACUUUACCCCCCUCCACCUCCAUAUGGAUUUGGAGCUCCGCCCACUAAUGUCCAACCCAUGGCAGUUCCUGUAGUUACGCAGGUGGUGGUGGUGUCCACCCUCACCGAUGUCCCGGGUCGCAUUACCUGUCCUCACUGCCAUCAGGAUGUCAUCACAGAAACUGAACAUCUCAGUGGUUUGCUCACAUGGUUAAUCUGUGGAGCCCUCGCUAUCUUUGUGUGCUGGCCAUGCUGUUGUAUCCCUUUCUGUGUGGACUCGUGCAAGGAUGUAAAGCACAGCUGUCCAAACUGUAAAAAUGUAAUUCGUGUUUAUAGCCGCGUGUAGCAUAGUCUGAACCAGAGAGCAUGAGGAACCACAGAUAAAACCAGCAGAGCUCAGCAGACGACUCUGGGGCAGAUCCACACCGGAGCUGCCAACUUCGGCCCAUAUUAGGGCCAGAUCCGCCCUGGUGUCUUCUGCUGUCUGGUAUGGGAGCUUUUACCUGUAUGUGCUAUAAAUUAUUCAAAGUCUACUAAAUUCUAAAUCCGUUGUUGUAAGAGAGUGUAGUAAAUAAUAAAAACAUGUAAAAGGGUGAUAGGCUAGGCGACACCUAUAAUGCCAAGUAAAAAGAAAUGUAAAAAUAAACUUCCCCCUCUUACUGAGAAUUAUAUGGUCUGUGAUUUGAAGUCUAUGGUGUAAUUGUGCCGCCAUUGUAAUUCUAAAACAACACAUUUAAGCCUAGAGAAAAUCUAUAUUAAAACUAUUUUACAUACUUAUCAACAUUUUGCACAUGUAACGUCUAUUUUAACUGUGAAAUAAAAAUGUAUCUUGAAAACUGA
Paramisgurnus dabryanus is the source of this 1077-nucleotide messenger RNA. Its product is annotated as lipopolysaccharide-induced tumor necrosis factor-alpha factor homolog. Gene Ontology annotation, cellular component: cytoplasmic side of late endosome membrane; nucleus; cytoplasmic side of lysosomal membrane. NCBI's taxonomy places the organism in Eukaryota, Metazoa, Chordata, Actinopteri, Cypriniformes, Cobitidae. The record is from RefSeq and is a predicted model, not a curated record. Gene Ontology annotation, molecular function: zinc ion binding.